CAAAUCAAAAAUAUAUUUCCACUUUUAUUUCGAGUUUGCAAUUUUAAGGUCAAUUAUGGCAAUUAAAUUACCUAUCUCUCUAAUAUUUAUUGCAUUAUUUUUCACAUUUUCAAAUGCAGAAUUAGGGCUUAUCAAAGAGACUAAAAUGACAACCUACUUCCAAGAUUAUUCGGGCGGGCCUAACGCGACCGUGAUCGAGAUAACGGGCCAGUCAAACGGGCUGCUUAGUUUCACGAAAUUUGGGGCCAUUUUCUGCACGGACGAUCCGAUAACCGAAGGGGUUGAGGAAAGCUCGGCCCAAAUUGCUCGGGCCCAAGGUAUAUAUGUGACGUCAGCCCUAGAUGGGUCCAACACACAUGUCUUAAUAUCGAUUGUGUUCAUCAAUGAAGAGUAUAAGGGUAGCACCUUGGAAUUGCAAGGGACGAGUGCCCAAUUCGAGCGGGUGAGGGAGGUGGCGGUGGUGGGCGGCACCGGAAAGUUCCGGCUAGCUCGUGGCUACGCCACUUUUGAGACUCUUUCGUAUGACCAUGCGUCUCAUUAUGCUGUCAUUCAAUGCAAUAUUACUGCACUACACUACUAGUAGAAUUAGAUACUUUAUCCGUCCAUAUAAUUAAAUGUAUUUAGUUUGUCAUCUUUAUUCGUCCAUAAUAAUUGUACCCAGUCUAUUUUUAGUAAAUUUUCACUUAUAAUUAAUAAAUUGAGACUAUU
Messenger RNA from Salvia miltiorrhiza (redroot sage), 708 nucleotides. Its product is annotated as dirigent protein 22-like. The record is from RefSeq and is a predicted model, not a curated record. The transcript has a single exon. The coding region runs from base 56 to 580 and encodes 174 amino acids. Lineage: Eukaryota; Viridiplantae; Streptophyta; Magnoliopsida; Lamiales; Lamiaceae.